CUUCGCAGCGUACGGACUCAAACAGUGGAAAUGAUUCCCUUGGCCAUUGUCACAUUGUAAGUAGCUUUUCUAGAGAAUAUCGUCUUUACAAGUAGGCAUGUUAUUCUAAAACUUACAGUGAGAACAUAAUCCUACGAGAUGAAAGAUCAACAAAACGAUUUUGUGUUUUUCUGUUUUCAUUGUAACUCUCUCGUGUUCUUUGUCUCUCCACAGAACAAGCAUUCUUGGCAUAGCGUUUACUAACGUUUCCGCUGGUAAGAACUAGACAAUAAUCCCUGUAUUAAAUAAUAGAACGCGCUAGUAGAAUUUCGUGUUGUUAACAGGAAACUUAGACCUGAAAGCUUGUGGGCUUGUGUCAUUGAUUUUAUAAUCCUUUUGCCUUUGUCGGAUUUAUUUUUCAAUUCAAACGUGCGGCCUGGCACAGUGAAAUAUUUCAGUUGUGUUUGGCUUUUCUCCCACGAAAACAAAAAAAAUGAAGAAUGAUGAAGACUUGCCAGGUUGCUUCAUUGACCAAGCUAAGUGACCGUAGAGCGACUUCCAGGGAUCAAGGCAAAGGAGUCCUCGACUAAGCUACCCAGUAGCUUGCAAGCAAGCUAUCCUAUUUGGACGAGCGAAACCAGCCGCGCGAGAAGGUACCGUGUGAGAACGCGCGAGCGAGCGGCGAAGCGUGCCUCUCGCGCGUGUACUUUUCACGAUGUCCCCCAAAUGGAGAGUAGCUAGUCAACCGUCACCCCGGCAGAGUGGAUAGGUAUUUUGGGGUAGCGUCUUUACAAUAUGAACGUUGUCUCACUUAGGGAUGUAACUUACUUGUUUACUUAUUUAUUUAUUCAUUUAUUUUGUUGGUGAACCACCUCGUAAUAAAGGCUUUUCUUUAGAAAAUGAGAGGGACGGGAAAUGCCCUGGGAAUCUGGUUGUUUUGUUAGGAUUGGUCAUAUUUAGUGAUAGGCCUCUCGGUUACUCUACCUUUUCCUUGGAAAGGAGGUUCUUUCUGUACUCCAAAGUAAAAUAAACAUUAUUUCUUAUUUAUUUUUUAAUAAAAUAAACUAAAUACAGAUAAGUAAGUAGAGACUAUAACGGGGAGUUACCCCAGAAGCGUAAGCCCUCUAAUGCGAUUGAUCUCAAGGAAUUUCUUAUCGUAUGGCGCUAUUACGGACGGACUCUCAAUAUUAAGGACACUUAGUUAAGGUAAAAAAAAAAACCACUGCAAAAACGUGUACGAACAAUCUUGCUCAACGUCGGAUCCAAAAAGAUCGUGAUCAGUCAUAAUAUAUAAAAUUGAAAAUGUUACAGUCAAGAAGACUUCAGCAGGGACUGAUCAAACAACGUGAAAUAGAGUUAUUAUUGAGAUAUUUCUUAAAAAGACAAGAUAACAAAAAAAUAAAAGAUAUACUAUAUCUAUAUAUAGUUACAGUUCAUCACGUUUAUUGAUGAACUGUAACUAUAUAUAGUAUAUCUUGUGAUGAACUGUAACUAUAUAUAGAUAUAGUAUAUCUUUUAUUUUUUUGUUAUCUUGUCUUGAGUAACCACACCAUACCACGUCAUAUUAUGUAAUUUCCGGUCAUUAUUUUACUUCAUAUAUAUUUCUGUAAAUUCGUGAUAUCUCAAUAAACCUGAUGAAGACUGGUAUUGGCCAGUCGAAAUAUCGCAACUUAUGUCUAUUUCACGUUGUUUGAUCAGUCCCAGCAAAAGUCUUCUUGACUGUAACAUUUUCAAUUAAGGACACUAACUCACGGUCCAAAGGGUGCCCCAGAGGUUCUUUGCAAUAUUUAGUGACCUGCGUCGCAGGCUAAGCGUUAAUAAGAGAAGAGGAAGGGCGGCAAAAUCAGGUCCUUGCCAACUUCGGGAGGAAGAGGAGGGCUUGCCACGCAGACCAACAGUUGGCAACGUGGUCAUGAUUGAUCACGAGUGCUGGACCGGGUCAUUGCGGGCGAGAAGAGGAGCCCGCAAUCCUAAUCUCCAGCAGUUAUGGGCUCCUGUCUCCAGGUUGUUAUUACGCAUGCAUCGCAUGUAAGUAGCCAGCAUUCGUUUGGACUUCCAUUAAGAAUGUAUGGAAUGUACAGAACGUACUUUGAACACGCGCGUUUGGAUAUUCUAACACUCGUCAUCUGAUCAAGUGUGUUUUGACCAUUUGUCACGUGGAACUUACGCAAAGCACAGCGCUGGAGCAAAAGCGUUUUGACCUUCGAUCGUUGUCACCUGCACUCCGUAACCUUUGGUUAUUACUAGUUUGUAAGCCUAAAAUGAGUAAUUUGUUUUAAAACUUGACAAGCUGUCUCGAUCUCGAAAGGAGGGAUAUUUUUGUUUACAACUUGUAAUGAAUAGCAAAAUAAUGAAUGGAAAAUCGCACAUACAGUUGUAGUUCUCAAACAGCUGAAAGAACGCAGCUGGCAUGCAACCUCAUUCCCAGGGUCCCGAGUAGGUGAAGACCCAGGGAACGAGGUUGAUCUGGCGUGUAGGCCACAAGUGACUCCAUGAUAAUCCUAAAGUCACUUGGUUUAUUUCCUGUGGUUUAUCAUCAGAACAAUUUAAACCAAUUAGAACUAAAAUUUAUCGCUGAAUAAAACAAAAAAACAAACAAUUUAGUUGCCGAACUUCUCUCUGGUCUCUCAUCGUGUCACAACGACACAAGCAUCUUUCUUCCAAAAUUAAUUUUAUUCCCUUGCUUAUUUGGGUUAUAUUGAAACAGGCUACAAAACCUCGGUAGAAGUGACUUGGAUUGUCUUGCAUUCACUCAGAUCAUUACCUAUGAAAGAACUCGUGAAAGUCAGAGAAUUUCCACGCAGAGGGCUUAUAAAACCCUUAUAAAGUAUGCAUCAUUUCUUACGCGGUCAAACUGCGUUCUUAAGAGUGAGACUUGGAAAAUGUCUUCGUCAUUGGAUCCUAUUAUUAAACGGGUCGAAGUUACAUCAAGGUCCUGUUUCAUACAAAACAUGAAGGCCGGAAUAUCAACGAACGAACGACCGAAUGGAUGGAUGGAUGAAUGAAUGAGUGAGUGAGUGAGUGAGUGAGUGAGUGAGUGAGUGAGUGAGUGAAUGAAUGAAUGAGUGAAUGAAUGAAUGAAUGAAUGAAUGAAUGGAUGGAUGGAUGGAUGGAUGGAUGAAUGAAUGAAUGAAUGAAUGAAUGAAUGAAUGAAUGAAUGAAUGAAUGAAUGAAUGGAUGGAUGAAUGAAUGAAUGGAUGGAUGAAUGAAUGAAUGAAUGAAUGAAUGAAUAGAAUGAAUGAAUGAAUGAAUGAAUGAAUGAAUGAAUGAAUGAAUGAAUGAAUGAAUGAAUGAAUGGAUGGAUGAAUGAAUGAAUAGUUGGAUGAAUGAAUGAAUGAAUGAAUGAAUGAAUAGUUGGAUGAAUGACUGAAUGACUGAAUGAAUGAAUGAAUGAAUGAAUGAAUGAAUGAAUGAAUGAAUGAAUGAAUGAAUGAAUGAAUGAGUGAAUGGAUGAAUGAAUGAAUGAAUGAAUGAAUGGAUGGAUGGAUGGAUGAAUGAAUGAGUGAAUGACUGACUGACUGACUGACUGAAUGAAUGAAUGAAUGAAUGAAUGAGAGAAUGAAUGAAUAGUUGGAUGAAUGACUGAAUGAAUGAAUGAAUGAAUGAAUGAAUGAAUGAAUGAAAGAAUGAAUGAAUAGUUGGAUGGAUGAAUGAAUGAAUGAAUGGAUGAAUGAAUGAAUGAAUGAAUGAAUGAAUGAAUGAAUGAAUGAAUGAAUGAAUGAAUGAAUGAAUGAAUGAAUGAAUGAAUGAAUGAAUGAAUAGUUGGAUGAAUGACUGAAUGAAUAGACCGAUGAAUGAAUGGAUGGACGAAGAAUCAACAAUUUCACACAAACAUUAGGAAUCGAGUUACUUUAACCCUUUAAGCCCCAAGAUCCACAUACAAAUUCUCCAGACUGAUCUCCGUACAUUUCUUGUAAUAAUGGUUGAGAGAAUUUGGUUUAUGAUCAAAACAUUCUUCCUUUGGUGAUCAAUUUAGUAAUUCUCAUAACCUUUACUCUUGAUGAUCUGCUGAUGUUGUUAGGAGAAAAUUGAUAUUGGUCACUCUUGGGACCUAGAGGGUUGAGCAUGUUAUUCUUUUCCAUUCAGGUAAAUGCCAGCGUAAGAUCACUCAGUUAUCAGGACAGUCUGGUACCAUAGAAUCACCGGGUUACCCACACAGCUAUGAUCCUGCACAGACCUGUAUAUGGCAGAUAAAAGUUAACACAGGAUUCAGAGUUCACAUUCAUUUUGACGCACGCUUCGAUGUCAGCAGGACUCCAGCCUGUCGGGACGAGUAUGUUUUGAUCAGUACCCGAAAACAGAGAUUUACUGACUUUAAUGUUGUUCGCAAUAAAAAGGAUUCGGUGGUUUUCUGUGGCAACCAAAAGCCCAGCAAUGUCACAUCUCCUGCUAAUGAGUUGUGGAUACGUUUCAAAUCAAAGUCUGGUGGCCGGAGUGGGUUUAGAGCAUGGUUUGGAGCAGAGGGUACGUGGUUAUGGGGGGAAGGGAUCCAGAUUUCUUCCUUUCUUUCUUUCUUUCUUUUUUUCAUUCAGCGGUGUAUACUCAUUCUAAUUUGAAAGUUUCAAUUAUCUUUCUGAAUAUCUGAAAACUUUAUAUAUAAAAAUACUGCUCUUUAGUCCAACCUUCGUUUCCAGGGUUAUUUGCUACAUGUCCCUGCGGAGCGAGAGACAGGGACGGGUAGGAGGGGACCCUGGGAACGAGUGUGUCUGUAGUCUUGACGUUUGGAGUUAUUUGCCGAAUAUGUUCAAAUUUUUGUCCAAAGGCUCAGAAAUCCUGAAAAGGACGGGGGGGUUACUUUGAGUUAAUUUUUGCUGGGUAUGUGCCGCUGGCCUAUCAGAACCCCUACCCCAUUAUAGUGUAAUCUGUGGCCAUGUUAUAGACCGCAUCUUAGUCACUUUUGGAAAAAAGUAAUUUUCGCGAUCCCAACUUAGUCACUUUCUGUUUAAGCAUCUACCUUAUAAAGCCUUUUAACUAAGUCAUCCUGAAAUAAACUGACACAUUUGCUAAACUUAAUGUGGUGUAAAUCUUUCUAUUUUAAAAUCCCUACAUAUCUAAAUUUUCUUUCCCCCAAAAUCCUGACCAUGUGUGACCCCAUUCCAGUUAAAAAUGCAACCCCAUGAUAGUCAAUCCAGUCGUGAAAAUGCGACCGCAUCCAGCUGCAAAUCCCCAUUAGCCUAUUACUAGGAAGUACCCUCCCCCCCCGGGUCAAAAUACAUGACAACAAUGUAAACAGGUGUUCAAUCUUUUCCCGUUUUUUAUGCUUACGCGACCUCGAGCUACCGGAGGAUUGAAAAAUACACCAAAAUUUAUAUCAUGUAAAGAAAGUUUGUGAGUUGUUCUCCUUCUUAACCUUCUCAAUCCCAGUCUGUGGGCGAGAUGAUGUUGUGACCAUUCAAAUCGAGCUAAUGCAUGAAGUCUCUCUGUUGGUAAUUUAAUGGUUCUAUGUGUUUUGCAGCUCUUUACUGAAUAAAAUUUGUAUUUUUUUUUGUCCAGUUUUGGCUUUGACCACUUAUUGGAACGAAAAUGUUUAACAUUAAAGUCAUUAUUAAAAAAUAUCCUAUUAGAUAUUGAUGAGUGCACAGAGCGGAAGAAUGGCGGCUGCCAUCACAACUGUGUGAAUACCCCAGGGAGCUUUCGAUGCAAAUGUCGAUCAGGGUUCCGCCUUGUUCCUAAAGAAAGCAAAUGCGUUGGUGAGUAACUCGACUCAGUUGAAGUUUUUAUAUAAGAUCUGAAAGGGCCUUAGUGCUGUCAUUUAUUAAUUCAGUCAUUAUUAUUAUUUAUUGUUAAAUGCUUAACAGCUAAGCAGCUAACACCCAAAGGGAGCUUCCGACAUGGGCAAAAGAGUUUAUCAAAAUAACCAUCCACCUAUACCCUGCGCGAACUCAUUUCUUGGCCAUUCAUCGAGCCUGCUUAAUCGCUAACCUUCUUUCUUCUUGUAUUCCAGAGGACAUCGCAAUUUCAUUCUCCAAGAAGCGUUAUCGUUCAUCAGUACAGAUCACGGCCCCGCCUGGCACUUCCAUUCUUACAAUUCGAGCCAGUGCCAGGAAUUCCCGAAGAGCAUUCGAUUAUUCCAUUGUAUCUGUGAAUAAAAAGCCUUACAAUGAUAAAACCGCAUUUUUUGAAGUGAACCCAUCGACAGGUACCGUACUUCUUGAACUAUUUCCUGAUUUAUACAUUUAUUUGUUGGGAAUAUAAAAAGUUAUGUCAGUGGGCAUGUCUUAAGCUGCUAUGUUAAACACCUAAAAAGAGGUCCACUCAAAGCGUAAAUAAAACCGAGUGGUUCUUUCUUCCCGGAUCUCUAAUGUAGAGAUGCUUUUGCCAGACGUCAUGACUUGAAGUGGGAAUUUUAAAAAAACUGAAUGCGAGGCUGGCAAUAUGGUAAGGUGUUGAUUUAUUUGAAGGCAAUGUUUCGGCUAACAAAAUUAGCCUUCCUCAGGGCCAGAACUGUACCUUAUCGACUACCUUGUUGUAUAAUUAUUUACCUGUCUAUCGUACUAUCUAUUGUUCUCAUUUUAGUUUAUCGUUAGAGACCUUUAGAUUCGAGGACGAGAACGACUACGAGUACGAGAUUUGAUUUCAAGUUUUUUCACGUAUUGUCAAAAGAUAGACACCCCGGAAUUCUUCAUUGUACUUUUUUUUCACCAGGAAAGUCAGUAAAGUUAGCACUGUUAUCGUUAUAUAUUGAAGGAGGUUAAGACCUCUCCCGAUUGCAAAAUGCUAAAACUUCCAACAUUUCAUAACUUGUUCCCGCAACUACGACAUUAAAACUCGUAGUAGAAUGACGACGGCUACCACGUUUUCCCGCCAAAAUUACGCUGGCUCACGCGCGAGCAGUACUUACUACUGAGAGAAUCUCGUACUCGUAGUUGUUCUCGUCUUACGCCCCGUGCAAACGGACGCAGCAUCGUUGGCCAACAACUCCCAACUUUGUUGGAUGUUACAUGUUGCGCCCGUUUGUAUUCCCUGUUGCAUGUUGUUGGAUGUUGCUGCGUGUUGUUUCGCAAAGUUUGAAACCGGUCAAACUUUUAGCUACGUGCAAACGGACGCAACAACUUCUAACAAUGCUCAGGGAGUUGUUGGCCAACAGUGUUGCAUCCGUUUGCACAGGGGUUUAGAAUCUAAAGUUCCCUAUUAAUCUGUUAUGUAAAUUUAAAUUCAAAUCUUAGGAGCCUUUAUAGUAUUCUCUUUCAGUGUAGCUCUGGCCCUGAGAAAGGCUAAUUUUUUUAUUGGCCACCCAUUUGGCCUCAAAUAAAUCAGCCCUUUUCCAUAUUCCAGCCUUGCAUUCAGUUUUGUUUUAAUUCUCAUUUACAUACUUAUAAACAAUAACAAAGGAAAAGGAAACAAGAGGACCAAAGCAGUAAGGAGAAACAAAAAGGUUGUACGACGAUCAUAGGUAGAUGGGGGCAGGAAUAGUGCUGUAUAGACCUCGCCUCCCACCAAUGCAGCCUCCAGAUCGGCCGCAUCGACAUGCCACAUGCGGGUUGAGCUUGUUCUCUCCUCCGACUGGUUUUUCGUCUGGUUACCUGGUUCGCCCCUCUCUCAUAAGUAAACAUUCCAAAUUCAAAUUCGAUCACGAAAAGUAGGCUCGAUUACCAACCGCUGUUCGGGAAAUGAGCCGGCGCCCCACCAGCGGAAAUCGAGCCUAUCAGGAAAGUGUCUCAAAUUAUUUGUGGGCACUUUGAAAAAUGACCCUAGUAUUCUGAGCAUUCUCCCAAAGUCGAACACUCUUGUAUCUCAGACAUUUCUAGUGAUCAAUUUUAGGGAAGAGUUUCGUCUUACGGUUGAUCCACAGCAAAGGGGUGAGGCUUGUCCGUGACCUCUGAUCUAACUACUAUUCAUAUACAAUAAAGUAAAGACACUUACUGUCGUCUCCUCAUCCACGACAUCACCAUUACCAUGAAAGUUUUUUAUUCCAGUUUAGGUAAUCCUUCACCGUAUUACGACAGUUUGUCUUUCUGUGUGUCGUUAUUUUUGUCUCUCUCCCUCUGUUCAGGCACAGUUUCCGUUCGCCGCAAACUCCAGAGGAAGUCUAACUAUCGCCUGCGAGUGAAGGCAAGCAUUGAUAAUGUCGUUUCAGGUUAUGUCAUGGUCAUUAUCAGAGUUACAAGCGCGCAAAAGAGACGACCCCAACCGAGGGGGAAUCAAGGCUUAAAAUUCCCCAGUCCUAUAUACUCUGUUAUUAUCCCGUGCAGCAUGGUCGUCGGACAGACCAUCCUGCACCUGCGCGUAGAAAAAAGCAAACACUUAAAGAACUCAACUGUACGCUAUAGAUUGCAGUCUAUAGAUCCUUUUCACGGAAAACCUCAUUUUAGUCUGCACCCCGCGAAAGGCUUUCUCAGAAUUAGCAGAGAACUCACAGAACUGGUCUCUGGUGAUAAAGCCUCAAGCUUCGUGCUACAAGUUGUCGCUCGGACUCAAGAAAAACCAAAUGUGUUCGAGUCGACGCAGGUGUCUGUCGUGGUGGUACCUGAUUACGCUGGCAAUGGAUUCGUGAAGUCCUCCAUGGCUGCGGUUAAAAACAAGUCGGCUGCUGUGGACCGCUCUGAACGCCUAAGAUCUCAGAAGAACGAGACGUUUUCAGAUGAUUUCAAAUCACCUCUAAGGAGCACAGAAUUUUCCUUGCAUCGCAUGUUUCGGCGACCGUCCACCGAAGCCCAGAAGAUUUCAAAGGCAGACUUACAAUUCAACAAGAUUAUUGGAGAGAUAAAGCGCGAAAUAGCAACACAACUAAUAGGUAAGUUAUUGCUGGUCUUUUUAAAGUUAUGCCACUGAUAUUAAUAUUAUAAAGGAAAUAAAGGGAGAUGUAAAGAAUCAACCAUAAGAGGACACAGAAAAAAUCUGAGCCCCAGAUGGGAUUCGAACCCACGACCCUCCGUGUUCUACAUCGGAUGCUCUAACCUCUGACCUGCUGAGGACUCGUUGGCGAGCAAGGGUCAUUUUUAUGGGUUGAACGGCAUCUCGCAGUCACACAGUACUCAUUAAAGUUAAAGUCACACAGUGCUCAUUAAAGUUCCUUUCUACAAAACUUCCUUACUCCAUUAUAAACUUCUCCCUUAACCAGACACUCCCCCGCGCCUAGCACUUCUACCGCCAUUUUUCCUCCUUCGAAGGGUGGGUGAGUUACUCGUGAAAAUUUUUAAAAAAAUGAAGAAGAAAAGAGAACUUUAUUUAUAGAUAUACUCAUACCUUUUUAUUGGUAAAGAGAGUAUCAGGAGAUGCAGCACUACUGUCUUCUCCCUUCCGCCCUUUCCUUUAGAUCCCUUUCUUAAAGCCUGAUGAUAAGACUGCUGCCGGGCUCCCUAAUCAGUUUUGGUUUAGUGAUUAACUUUUCAUUCUCGAUAAAGGCCACGAUAAAACAUCUUGAGAUUCGUUUUGCCAAAGAGGUCUCAUUUGAAUGGUAACACCACAGGAUUUUGUAAAGGUAUAAUAAAGGCUAUAAAAAGGGGAAAGGGUAUAAUAAAGGCUAUAAAUCAUUGUCUCAGCCGUAAUCAGGGGUCUUCCUAUUUCUUGCUUUAGAUGAUCGUGGUCGUUCAGGCGUGGUAUCCGUAAGACUGGGGGCAAGCUCUAUCGCCUCUGCUUCCAAAAUGUCUCAGAUCAUCAAAGAGGUCAACUGUACUUUACCUGUAGCCAACUGUUCUGACACUGAGUAUCACUCGCGCUACCGAACGUUUGACGGCACCUGUAAUAACCUUGACAAUCCCACAUGGGGAGCCGCGACAACACCCUAUACUAGGAUACUGGACCCAAUCUACUACGAUGUGAAUGGUCUGUCAGAUCCAGUUGGAUUCCCCGAUCAGCCGUAUGCGCCAGAUCUUCCAUCACCGCACCGCGUAAGCAAAGAGUUUCUUAUUCACGUUACGGAGGCUACUGGAAACAAGAACAACUACUCGCAUAUGCUAAUGCAGUGGGGACAGUUCUUGGACCAUGACAUUUCUUUUACAGCAGAGAGCGAAGGUGGCGAAAAAUGUUUUUUGCCAAAGUAGGUUUAUAUUUUACUGCUCUUUUUGUCAGGACUAAUAAUUUUAUUUGUGCAUGUUUUCUGAAUUCACCAUUUGCGCAUCUUCCAUAAUGGAUAGAGAAAACUAGAUGUAGUUUUGGGUAUACCUUACGACAAAAUUUUCUUGAUUCUUCGAUGGUGUUUUCAGAAAAUUAUUGUUAAUCGCUCUGGGGGAAUUCAUAGCAGAACUGGGUAGAAAAUUGAAUUUGCGACCUUGAAAUGGGAAUUGGCUGAGUUGUUAUGGGAUGUUUUCCUUACUAUCAUUUAUGUAAAUCUUCGUGUUCUUAUGUAAGUAAUACUGCGUCUGUUCUUUUAGCUGUGAUGGAUUAUUUGAAGAUUUUGAGCCUCCUUGCUUUCCAAUAAUGUAUCCAGAUGAGUCUGGGUGUACUAUGUUUACCCGGUCAGCGGCCGCAUGCCAAAAUGAUAACGAGAAUGUAACUCCUCGGGAGCAGCUGAACACUAUCACCUCGUUUAUCGAUGGAUCACAAAUAUAUGGCUCCAGUAAUCACGUAGCUGAGCGUCUUAGAGACUUUGAAUGUAAGUAUUAAGCACUGACAAAUUGGAAAAGAAAAUUUUCACUGGACUGAUUUCCAGAAUUUUACUGUAGGCUCUUGUUUUCGUAGAUAAAAAAUUUUGUUCCACUUUGUCUCCCUUCACCCGGGCGAUGGGUAAAGGCGAAAAAUAUUCCUGGAUUAGCAUUCCAUCCAAGGGGAGAGGUGGAAGGGGGAGCAAUACUAGUCGCUUCAGGCCACGAAAACAAAGUUAAACGCCGUGUUGAUGGGCUACAUGGUUUGUAUGUCGAGUUCACCUCUUUUCUAAACCGUGUGGAAGACAGAUAGGGAGUACUGUGGUGUGUCCAGUACCAGCCAUUGUUAAUGAUUUUUUCCACGUUGGGUGUUUGUAUUAUACCUGCCGUUCCAUUUGCCUUGCCUUUUGAUCCUCAGCAAACAAAGGUACCAUGAGAAUAACUCGGCCGAGAUAUCUCCUACCACAUGUGCAGUCACCGUUCAAGCCACCCCUUAACCUGUGUCAAUUAUUCGGUGGAUGCUUCGAUGCUGGCGACUUCAGAGUCAAUGAACAGAUCGCACUCGCAUCCAUGCAUACCUUGUGGGUCAGAGAGCACAACCGAAUAGCAGAGAGUCUUAACCAAAUCAACAAACACUGGAAUGCGGAAAAGGUAUACCAAGAGACUAGAAAAAUAGUCGGGGCCGUGCUUCAGCACAUAACAUAUAAUCAUUACCUACCGAAAAUUCUGGGUAACAAGGCCUUGCCACUUUAUCGAGGAUACAGAAAUGUACACCCUGGCGUCCUGAAUGUGUUUGCGUCCUCCGCGUUUAGGUUCGGCCACAGUAUGGUAAGACCAAAGUUUUCAAUGCUUGAUGCAAAUUUUGAUCCGAUUGCUCCAGAAGUGCCUCUCAUCAAGGCGUUUUUCAAUAACAAACUUGUGCAGGGAGAAGGCAUUGAACCUGUUCUCCUUGGACUUGUAGCCAACGAUUCGCAGGGCACCAACCGAAUAAUGGCUGCUGGGCUUACAAAGCAGCUGUUCCAGCAGCCUGAAUCUGAACAUGGCUUUGAUCUGGCGGCACUCAAUAUUCAACGCGGCCGUGACCAUGGUCUCCCUGGUUACGGUGCCUGGAGACGCCAAUGCAAUCUCUCACACGCAGACAUUUUUCAAGAAACAAACUUUGAAAUCAAAGAUGCUACCGUUAGGAAGUUACUCCACGAUUUGUACGAAGACGUGGAAUAUGCGGACCUGUGGGUGGCAGGUCUGGCUGAAGAUCCUAUUCCAGGUGCCAUGGUUGGCCCCACGUUUCACUGCAUUAUCAAAGAACAAUUUCGUCGGCUACGUGAUGGUGAUCGUUUCUGGUUCGAAAACCAAGGGGUUUUUAGCGAUGAACAAAUUGCUGAACUCCAUAAGACUUCAUUGUCGCGAGUGUUAUGCGAUAACGUGUUUGGCAUUGUUUCUGUUCAGCGAGAUGCCUUCAUCACCGCAACUGAUGAACUGAAGCGUGUUGAAUGUACGGGGAUCCCUGGUAUGGACUUAAGAAAGUGGAGAGAAAGCCAGCCUUCACCACCAGAAACAUGUAAGUGUCUUAAUCUUCUUCAUCUUCUGAGUGCAUUUAAACUUAUGGAAGUUUUGGAGUCUCAAAGCCACCAUUAUAACGAUUACUGUUACUAUAGAAAUUUGUCCCUUAGCCGAUCGAGCUGGCAUGACUGUCCGUAUACACGGGUGGGCUGCAUUUCUAGUGCGUCACUGGUUUCCUUAAUUGUACGCAUGCAGAGCCUAUUGUCUGCGUUUCAUUUUUCUGGCCGAGAAAAAAAAUGAAAAGGAAAAAAAAUAAUAAAAAUAACAACUUUUCGUGCAAGGAUUAACUUACAACGGUUAUGUGCCCAGUUGUCCAGUGAAGGUUCUCACGACGCAUAAAUUAUUUCACGUUACGACUUACGUCGCUGUUCUUUUUAUUUGCAAGUAUAACACUGCCAUCCACAACUUAAAUCAAUCAAAUCUCUUACGGGAAUCAUUUAAUUGAUUACAUUACUCUCAAGCCAUGAACACCGAAGAAUGCUUCGCUUGAUUUUUCAGAUGGAACCUGGUCUUCAUGGGUAUACACAGUCAGGAAGCCGACGGGAAGCUGGGCUGUGGCGCUAAAUGGUGACCUGUGUUCUACGUCUGUGAUGGAUAUAGAGUGUCAGCGAGGCGACGGCUCGGCAGCUCAGCUGACAGGGCAGGUUAUUCAUUGUAAAGAGCGUGUGGGUGUAUACUGCAGAAACACUGAACAGACCGGACCUAACAAAAUCUGUGACGACUAUCGCUUUAGAUUUCUGUGCUCCAACAUAGAAAGACCAGGUGAGUCUAUAGCCCUAAAAGUUUUUUCCAAGGUGCACUCUGACAAUAACCUGCGUCGCAGACCCUCUAAAUCUUCUAUGUAGACAAUACAAAUGGUUUAGACGAGUACGUGGGCCGGCUGCAACGCAGGCUAUCUGAUAAACGAUUUUCUAAACUUUUACUUGCUGUGUUUCCCUGUUUUUUGGAAAUUCCCGAGAUCCUUUUCAAUAAAGCAAGUGCAUUUCUUCCCCUUUCUUCUAUGCACAGGCUUCAUUAUCUUUUCCCUUAAAGAAAAUCCGCAAAAAAGUGAGUGCAGCAGUAGAAUGGGCCAUUUUCAAGGUCAUGACAAUAUCAGAAUCAAUUUCGUUAUUGCUUUCUAAUUUAAAGUUGUCAAUACCACUGAGAUUUAAAAAACAAUAUCCUUAAUUUGCACAAGUACACAACAAAUUGCAGGAUUCCGGUAGUCGUAGUAAGAUGACGUCAUCAUGCGAUUGUCCUAUCACGUGGUAGGGCAUGAGUGGAGGAUAGCCGCGUUUACUUUCGCGUCAGCACUCACUUUGCACGGAAAAUUAAACCCUGCGACGGAGAGAUGCUCUACACGUCGUGCUUGGCGUUUGUAAACCAAUAGCUAUCCCACCAUGCUCUGCUCAAGGCAACUUCAUCUAUGUACCUUGUAAUCAACAGCUACCACAACAGGCAUUGAAACUUCAAUGUCUUGUAAUGACCAGGAGGUCCUUAUUAUAUUGGAAAUUUUAAUUUGUUUGUCUACUACCGAGCUAGAUCACUCACAAAACAGGUUUUCAAGGCUUUCAGAUAAAGAAUGAUGUUCCCUUGUGUAAUUUUUCAAAUGAUACCCUCUCUUGUUUCUUUAUUUUAAAGUAUCAUAAGAGUCAAUUUGUCUUCAUUUUUUUUUAUUUUUCAGUGUCGCAGGAAUUCACAGCUUUAGAGAAUUCAACAUUUAAUGCACAACUUGCAACACAAUGCGACACAUGUAAGAAUUAAGUAAACACUAAUUUUACUUAGGGUAUAAAAUCUUAUUGUUAUAGCCAUGACCAUUCAUAACUGAUAUGGACAACAAAGAACUAAUCACUUCUCGAAACACAGCGAUAAAGUUCUUCGUCAAGCAAAGAAAUUACGCGCAAACAAGUUUCAUAUUUUGGCCUUGCUUCUUAUUGGCUAAUAAGGAAGCGUCAGUUAUCUGUUUAAGCCAAUCAAAACGUAAGAGCAUUGAGCGUUCGAGAUUAUAUCUUUUAUAAACGAGGAAUUUAGUUGUUUCUAUUUAUUUUGAUUAUCACCGUUUCUUAAACGAUCAGUCUUUGUUUCUUAAAUUAACAGGCACUGUUUCACUUAUACAGUGGGUUGUUAAUACCAUGGAAUCCACUGGACGGCCGGGCCAUCACAACACACGCUGCGUGAAAGAUUUAGAAAGGGACGUCCGCAUACUAAUUUUAAUAGUAGUUUAAUAUUAGUUAGGGAAUAUCAUUAGGAAGCGGAUAUACAAGUUCGGUCUUCGUCUAGCACAUGUCCGUUUGAAACUUAUUCUCGAGAAUCAUAGUCAGCUUCCAUAGUCGUAUGGCACAACUGCUGAAACUCAAUUUUCUUAAUAGGGAGACACCCGACCGACUUCCCUUUAUCAUUCAAAGUAAUUGAACACGUCACCAUAACCCAUGCUUAUAACACCGAGCUAAGCAGAAAACACAUGUUCGCCGGAAAGAACAAAGGACAACCCAAGAAGCGCUUUCUUAUUGCUUUCGAUACAAAGAAAAUUACAAGGAGAGCCAUAGUACAUUCAGCAAAACUGUAUCUUUAUCUCGCUGGAUUUGGUAUUAGUGAUGUGGGAGAUGACAUGGCAUCAAUUCCAGCCAAUACAUUGGAGGUGUAUCAGAUCAUCAGCACAGACUGGAAUCCUAAGAACACGACCAGUGUGAUUCCAUGGCAUCAAGAUUAUCUGGGGAUUGGAAAAGACGUCUCAAAGAUUAAGUACGUGAACAAUUUUCAUUUCAAUUAAAAACGUCAAAAACAAUUCGUGAAGUUUACUUUGCUCUUUAAACAGAGACUUUGUUUUAGUAUACCUCUCCACAGCCAAAAGCGAGACCCUAGUGUGAAAGGUGUAAAUGAAAGAAAGAGGAUCGUAGACCAACUUUGUCCGGUUGUAACUAGUGGUAUUGAUACGGCAAGUCUCCCUAUUCGAGUCUGUGUAUAGACGCCCUUCCCUACCCCCAGUCCCCGCAUUCAAGAUUUUUUUCCUCAGGGUAGAGGGCUGAUUUAAUCUCUAAAUCAUCCGGUUCCAUCGCGCCCAUUCAGGCGUUUAAAUCUACAAGUAUCAAAAUUGGGUAGCACGACCUCCUCCACACUGCCUAUAAAAUCCCUGCCUUAAUCUUCAACCUUUUUGAAAUGUUAAAACGUUUGAUUUCGUUUACACAGAAUAGCAGAAAGUGAUGUCAUUCGACCAGGAGAUGGGCAACGAUGGAUUGAACUGGAUGUUCAAUAUGCUAUAAUAAACUGGCAAAUACGACAACAGCCAAAUUAUGGGCUCAUGUUCAAGAGCAAAAGAGAAUCUAAUGCAAACGCAGUGAUGAGAUUCGCUUCUAGUGAUCAUCCCCUUGGUGAUAUACACCCCAAGCUUGUCGUGUGUGUUAGUGUCCCUCCGUGGUAGCUAAUACUCAGAACAGAGCUAGCUGUUUUAACUUAGUUAUUUUUCACCUAUUUUGUGGAAGAAAUCUCUACGGACUAGAACCCAGACCACAUUUGUCAGGGAGGAAAGAGCUCUGAACACUGGCACAUAGUUUUAAAUGAAAUGAGAAAAUGCAGUCGCAC
Porites evermanni is the source of this 15620-nucleotide messenger RNA. NCBI's taxonomy places the organism in Eukaryota, Metazoa, Cnidaria, Anthozoa, Scleractinia, Poritidae. The record is from the annotation of a GenBank genome assembly.